ACCAGUUGUCAGUUCCAGUCACUCGGCCUGUCAGCGUUUACUUGUGAAGGAGGGGAAGUUGCGAAAAACAAACGGUGGGGAGGACACAGCUGCACUGUCCUGGUUCUUUUGAUCGGUAUCUUCUUCACCUGGGCUCUGACACCUGAUCUGGGGGUCCAGAAACCUUCCUAACUCACCUGGAAAGCAGAGUAAUCAAUUGGAAAUCACCUCAAGUCCCGAAGAGGCGACUGGCGUCUAGGUCAUGGCAGGAAGAGGCGGAGCUACAAGACCGAAUGGGCCGAACGCAGCCAGCAACAAAAUCUGUCAGUUCAAGCUGGUGCUGCUGGGAGAGUCCGCAGUGGGGAAGUCCAGCCUGGUCCUCCGCUUCGUCAAAGGCCAGUUCCACGAGUUUCAGGAGAGCACGAUAGGAGCUGCAUUCCUGACUCAGACAGUAUGUUUGGACGACACGACGGUGAAGUUCGAGAUCUGGGACACAGCUGGUCAGGAACGCUACCACAGUUUGGCUCCCAUGUAUUACAGAGGAGCGCAGGCCGCCAUAGUGGUGUAUGACAUCACGAACGAAGAAUCGUUUGCACGUGCAAAGAAUUGGGUGAAGGAGCUUCAGAGGCAAGCCAGUCCCAAUAUCGUAAUAGCUUUGGCUGGGAACAAGGCGGACCUCGCAAACAAGAGAGCACUGGACUUUCAGGACGCACAGUCUUACGCAGACGACAACAGUCUGCUGUUUAUGGAGACGUCAGCGAAGACGUCGAUGAACGUGAAUGAGAUUUUUAUGGCUAUAGCAAAGAAGCUUCCCAAGAGCGAGCCACAGCCUGCCGGAGCGAGCACGGGCCGGAACCGAGGAGUGGACCUUGCAGAGACUGCCCAGCCUGCCAAAGGGCCGUGCUGCAGCAACUAACCCCCGCCACACCUCCCAACACACACCUCACCUCCCAACUAACUCUGCAUCACUUCGGGACAUGGGGCGCAUCCUUCCAAACCUCGCUCCCUGGAACUGCUAAAGACUCUGUAUAGCUAUGUUUCUAAUACCUGUUUUUGUUUCGUUUUGUUUUUUUCUUUUCUUUUCUUUUCUUUUUUACUUUUAUUUUUUAAGAAAUUAUAAGUACUUCAGUAUAAUGGAUGCAUGUAUCACUACAAAGCCUAAAGUACACGUUUUUAACUUAACUCAGCAGGAAAGUUAACUAGAUGGAACGAAAGGAGAGGAAGAGUGUGUUAGAGUGAAUGGAUGUGUGUGUAUGUGUGUGUGUAUGUGUGUGUAUAGUUUAGUUUAUAGUGUUAAGGGAAUGACUGAUGAUGGAUGACUGAUGUUGAGGCACAGUGAUCGGACCCUAUCGGUAACAGGGUCUCAGUCAUUCUAAUCCCAGGCGGAGGUUGGAUGAUAGUAUUCGCUGCCCGGCACAGCAGUAGGAUCAGCUUCAGUGUGGUUGAGUGCCGUAGUGGAGAAAAAUACAGAAUUGCAGCAAAUGUGGGCAUCAUAAACAUAAUUCUACAUAAAUUCAUACUAAAAAACUCAAUUUUAGUGCAUGCCAGUUAAUCUGGAGUACAUUCGGCCUCUUAAAUUGCCCUGUGUUACGUUCCUUAACUGGCAGUUCAGGCUACGUUCACAUUACAGGCCUCAUUAAUCAGUUAAAAUCAAUUUUUGUUCAGCUCUGAUUUGGUAAAAUCUUGAUCUGUUCACAUACAUAAACAUAUUACUGUAUUUUUUGCACUAUAAGGCGCAUCAGGUUAUAAGGUGCACUAUCAAAAAACAUCUAUUUUCAUACUCAGGACUCAUUUAAAGCGACACUAGUAAGGAACAGGGGUGUCACCAUGUUUUCCGUCUAAUUCAGCAUUUUUCUCCUCUGGUGGGGAAGGUUAAAUAAGUUAAGUAAAGCUAAGCUAAGUAAACAAAACUGUAAUUCUUAAAAAUAUAUUGGAUGUUAAUCUACACAGAUUUCUCUCCUGGGUAAGUAAAGCACGUUUAUGUACAGUAAGCUUAGAUUCUCAAAUUUCUUCAGCACUAUGGCUGGAGCAUUAGCAUUAGCAGGUAACCACUAGCUCUAGCAGUGCUAGCCGGGGUUAGCAGCAGGCUACAGGCCAAUAAUAAUCACUUCUGAACAACGAAAGAGCUAACAGUUGGCGCGGAUAGUGGCUAAUGUUAAUGCUGCUCCAGCAGUGCUAGCCGGGAUUAGCAGCAGCCUUCAGUCCGAUAACACUCACCUCUUAAUGGCGAAAUAGCUAGCAAGCGCUUAGCGCGGUUAGUGGCUAAGCUAAUACUGCUAAACUAAACUAAAACUCCUGUAUAACUCUGUACUUCAGCAGAGUGGAUUUACUGCUCCUUAAUACCUGACUGGUAGAAUUCAUACAUAAGCAGCACCGGAUUAUAAGGUGCAGUGUCGAUUUUUAGGAAAAUUAAAGGAUUUUAAGUGCAUCUUAUAGUGCAAAAAAUAUAGUAAGUGACUAUAUAUUACAAAAAGCUUCAUACCCACGCCAGCCAAUCAGAUGCAUUUCCAAUCUAGUUGCGGUUGAGUCAUAAUCAAUUCCUGCUGUUUUGACUACUGUUUAUGCCUCUGCUCUCACUGUAUCCAUGUUUUCAGUCUUUACAUGUUCCACAUAAACUAUUGCUGCUCUGUCCGGGUAACAAGCUAACGAGAGGCAGUUCAGGGUGGAGAAAAGCCCCUCUGUUCUCUGAUAUGAGAAGGCUUUGGUGACCUACUGUUCCUGUUCAGUCAUAAGGUCUGGAACAGCCACGAUUGGCUCUCAACACAGCAGGAUUGAUGCAGUAUUGUGCCACUGUAGCCACAUUCAAAAAGUGAUAAGUUAUAAGUGAUAAGACUGCACCUUUUAUAAAAGUCACUGAGUGCGUUUACAUGCCCUCAAAAAUCUGUUCAUAAUCAGAUUUCUGCAGUAAUGAACUGGAUUAUUUACGUAGACAUGAAAACAGCAUUCCCUAGCUUCUUAGAUUGGAGUAAGAGCUAAAAAUCUGAUUAAGGGAGCUGGAUUUUUUUCAGCUUAGUAAUUAGAAUCAGUAAUUAGCCCAUGUAAACCCUUAAAAGGUCUUAAAAUCGGAUUUCAGAGCUCACAAAGUUCUUAAUCAGAUUUCUCAGUCAAUGGAAACUCUUAGCAUGAGUAUUCUUGGAUUUCUUAGUCAGGGCGUUCACUUACGAUUGAACUAAGGUCUAAAAUUCUAAUUAAGAACAGGAUUUGUUGUUAGCUCUGUACUCAGAUUUUUCAGUCCAUGGAAACUCUUAACCAGAGUAUUCAGAUUUUGCAGGUAUAAAAUCUGAUUACAGAGCUAAAAAAAAAAAAAUAAAAAACCCUUAAUCAGAAUUCUUAUUCAGAUUUCUCAGUCAGCACAUUCACUAAAGAUUGAACUAAUGUCUAAAAUCUGAUUUUAAGGCCAACCAAAAAUAUCUAGCUCCCUUAAUCUGAAUUCUUAAUCAGAUUUCUCGGUCCAUGUAAAAUCUUAAUUGGAAUAUUAUCAGAUUUCUAAGUCGGCGCAUUCACUACAGAUUAAACUAUAGUCUUAAAAUCUGAUUAAGAACUCUGAUUAAGUGAGCUGGAUUUGUUUUUAGCUCUGUAAUCAGAUUUCUUAGUCCAUGGAAACUUGUAACCAGAGUAUUAUCAGAUUUCUCAGUCUGGUCAUUCAUUAAAAAUUACAGAGCUAACAAAAACAUCUAGCUCCUUUAAUCAGAAUUCUUAAGCAGAUUUCUCAGUCUGCACAUUCAUUAAAGAUCAAACUAAGGUCUAAAAUAAGUCACAAAAUAAGUCUACCACUCUUAAUCAGAUUUCGCAAUCCAUGUAAACCAGACUAUUCUCUGGUUCCUCAGUCAGCGCGUUCACUAAAGAUUGAACUAAGGUCUUAAAAUCUGAUUAAGAACUCUGAUUAAGAACUCUCUGUACUCAGAUUUCUUAGUCCAUGUAAACUCCUAACCUGAGUAUUGUCUGUGCAUGUGUGAAAAUAGACCCGGUAGUCCAAGAAUUUAUUAAGCAGUGUUUAAAACUCAUAUUUUGGCUUAGUGGGUUUUAUGUGAUGUUUCCGUCAAAAUUUAUGUACGCCAUAAAACACGAGGGAGUGCUGUAACGUGUAAUAUUAGCACUGCUGUGCUGCGGUCAUAGUGCCAAUAUUACAUGUUAUAGCACGAAUCUCGAGUGUAUUAUUGCAACUAUACCACAGUUUCAUUAUCGCUUUUUAUUAAAAGAUUUUGAGUUAAAGAGGAGGAAAAAAAUACAAUCUGUUUGGUUAUAAAAACUCUGCGAGUUAAAAUAGUUCCAUUGCUGCUCUGUUUGUAGCUGCGCUGUUUGGUUUGUAAGCGCUUGGCUUGUAAUCGUUGCUAGGUUACCUGUAUGUGGCGGAGUAAUAUAUGGAGAGCUUCGGUUACAGUGCAUUACCAGCUGAUAACAGCACUCAUAGAACGUCUCUCAGCCAAUCACAUCGCAGGGUCUGAACUAACUGUGGUAUGAAUUAUUAUAACCUGACUAUAUUAUAUUCCUAUAACUCUGAGAUUUCCUGUUAUCUGAUUGCCCACAAUCAUGAAAAACGUGUUAAUCAGAUUAAUCAGACUAACUUUGAUAAUCUGCAGUAAUCAGAUUAUGAACUUCAUGUAUAAGCACUCACUUUUAGAAAAGGCCAAGACAGUCUAUGAACAAAUGCUCUGUCUGGUAAUAUAAAAUAAAGAAAUCCCAAUAUAUCAAUAUAUUGAUGCAUCCAUCUCAACAAGCUAAUGCUACUCCAACCGCUCGCCAUGAAAGACAGUAUGUAUGCACUCUUCUUUAUUGUACAGUUCCCUUUAAAAAGCCUUUCUUUUCACAGAUUUGGGCAAAUAAUGUAUGAUGAUAGUCUUUUUUUUCAUGUAUGUAGUGUUAUUAACAAAUCGACUUGACAUUUA
This is a messenger RNA of Astyanax mexicanus (Mexican tetra), 4865 nucleotides long. RefSeq names its product RAB5A, member RAS oncogene family, b (gene rab5ab). The coding region runs from base 242 to 895 and encodes 217 amino acids. Gene Ontology annotation, molecular function: GTPase activity; GTP binding. NCBI's taxonomy places the organism in Eukaryota, Metazoa, Chordata, Actinopteri, Characiformes, Acestrorhamphidae. The record is from RefSeq and is a predicted model, not a curated record. The transcript is spliced from 6 exons.